AUGGCACCAGCCAACUCCGUCAACCUCGAUGCUGCAAAGAAGGGCAAGAGAUCCAACUCCAAGGAUGAGAGAAAUCAAAGCAAUAAUAAGCACGAACUUCGUACCGCCGACGAGGCCAAGCGCAAGCACGAGGACGGGCAGGAGGGGAAGGAGCACGGCAAGAAGCCCAGGAGGGAGAAGAAGGCUACAGGGACAGGGGCUGGUGCGGGUGCGGGUGAGGUGAAGCGGGGAGACGGGAAGAUGAGGCGGGCGAUGGAGGACGAGCGAUUCGCGCCGGCGCGGACCGACCCGAGGUUCCGGCCGAUGCGGCGGAAAGACGCGAAGGUGGCCCUCGACUCGAGGUUUAGCAGCAUGCUCACGGACCUGAUGUUCGCUUCGUCGGAGGCGCCGGUGGACAAGCGCGGCAGGCGCCGCAAGAAGGGCGCCAGGGAGAACCCCCUGCUGCAUUGUUACCUCGACCGAGAUGAAGGGAUUGAGAAGGAGAAGGGAAACAAGGAGGACAGGAAGCUGACUCAUGAAGAGGGAGAUGAUGAUCUGGAAGAAGAGGAUGGGCAAGAUGAAGAACAGAGUUCUAGUAGCGAUGACGAGGAGGAGGAGGGUGUGGGGGACGAUCACCAGAACUCUCUUGGCAAUGACAUUUCUCAUUACUUGAUGGCGAGGCAUGAUGAUACACCUAUGAUUGACAAGGAAACUCACAGGCUUGCUGUUGCUAAUAUGGACUGGAAUCAUAUCAAGGCGGUGGACUUGUAUAUGGUCAUGAAAUCUUGUAUACCAAAAGGUGGGCGAGUUCUAUCAGUGACAAUAUAUCCAACAGAAUUUGGACUGAAGUGUAUGGACAUUGAGACAACUCAAGGACCUUCUGCUCUUCUUGGUGCCAAUGGCGAUGAUGUUGGUGGGGAAUGCAAUAAAAACGAAAAUGAAGACGAUGAUGGCAAUGACGAUGAUGGCAACGACGAUGAUGGUGAAGAAGAUAGUGACCCUGACUCUGAGACUGAGAACAAUAAGCUCCGUAAUUAUGAGCUAAACAGACUGAGGUACUACUAUGCAGUUGUGGUGUGUGAUUCCAGUGCAACUGCAGAUCACCUGUACACGACUCUUGAUGGUACUGAGUUAAUGAAAACUGCAAAUGUGUUUGAUUUGCGGUUCAUUCCUGACUCUAUGGAGUUCAAACAUCCUGCUCAUGAUGUAGCUACAGAGGAACCUCCGAAUUACAAGGAGCCUGAUUUUGAGACUCCUGCUUUGCAACGUAGAAAAGUUAAGCUCACCUGGGAUGAUGAUGAACCAGAUCGUAAGAAGAUCUUGGGGCGGAAGUUCAAAGAGGAUCAGUUAGAUGGCAUUCGUGUAUAUUUAGCAGGCAGUGACAGCGCAUCAGACACUGAUGUAGACGAUUCUGGUGAUGAGUCCCUGACAAAUGGUGUAGCAAAAAUAAAGUUAACAAAUAAGGAACGGUUGGCUCGUUUACAACCAGGAGAUAAAUCUGAUGAGGAACAAACUGAUGACCAGGACAUGGAGAUAAUAUUCAACACAGAGCUCGAGGACCUCAGCAAACGUGUCCUUGAGAGAAAGAGCACCAAGACGAAGACUGUCUGGGAGAUGCACCAAGAAAAAAUGAAGGAGAAGCGGAAAGCUAGGAAGAGGUUGUCAAAGGAUGAUGAUGACUAUAGCGACGAAGAUAGUGCUGAUGAAAAGGAUGAUUUCUUUGAUGAUGAGAAGUCUGAUGAAGAAGCUAAGCCAAUCAAGAAACAGAAGUUGAAGGCCAGAGGUAAAGGAAAUGGCAAGUUUCCAGAGAAACAUUUUGAGCGUGAAGCAACUAGAGAAGAGUUGGAGCUCUUGGUUGCUGCUGACCAGGAUGCAGCUAAUGUUGCAAAGGGUUAUAACAUAAAACGCAAAAGUAAAAAUGGCAAAAGGGGCAAGGAUUCGGUCACGGACAAACUUCCUGAAAUCGAUCUUAGCAAGGACCCGAGGUUCGAGGACAUGUUCACAUCUCAUCUGUAUGCAUUGGAUCCUACUAAUCCCCAGUACAAGAGGAGCGCCACCUUCAUGCGAAAACAGCAUAGGAAGAAGGAUGCGCAUGCGGGCACAUUGGAUAAUGAACCACCUGCGGAGGAACCAUCUCUGGAAAAUACAAUGCCACCUUAUAAUGCAUCUGCUAAGGACGCCAAUCAGAAACAUGUUGGGGCGUCCACGGAGAAACUGCAGAUGCUUACUGCUGUCAAAUCUCUCAAGAGGAACCUUACUGCGUUCAAAAAAAAAGUAAGCAUGAGUGACCGAUAG
Molecule: messenger RNA, 2274 nt
Organism: Lolium rigidum
Lineage: Eukaryota; Viridiplantae; Streptophyta; Magnoliopsida; Poales; Poaceae
Product: pre-rRNA-processing protein ESF1-like
Exons: 7
Coding region: 1-2274 (757 amino acids)
Biological process (GO): rRNA processing
Cellular component (GO): nucleus
Molecular function (GO): RNA binding
Source: RefSeq, a predicted model, not a curated record